CAGCAGAUUGAGAGAAGAUGAUGCGGCUGACGGUUGGCCCAUGUCGCUCGUAGCUUUCCUCCCGCCUUGUCCCGAUUCUUUUGCCAAAUUUACCGCUAAAUGUUGACGGUACCGGUGAACGGAGAGCAGCUGUAACGGCACAAAGAGGAGGAGGAGAAGAAGAAGAAGGAAAAGAAGGAGAAGAAGAAGAGGAAGAAGGAGGAGGAGGAGCAGUGACUGGAAGGAGUUGGGCAUCAGAUUGCGCCGAAUGUCAUUAAACGCUUAUAAAUAUCCAGAACUAUAAUCGAGACCAAAGGGAGCCAUGGAGGUUGUAACGCAUUUUGUGAAUGACACUGUAGAGUUUUAUAAAUGGAGCCUUACUAUAGCAGACAAGCGGGUGGAGAGCUGGCCUAUGAUGGCGUCCCCCCUCCCCACCCUGGCCAUCAGCUGCCUGUACCUGGUCUUCCUGUGGGCGGGGCCUCGCUACAUGCAGGACCGCCAGCCGUACACGCUCAGGAAGACCCUCAUAGUCUACAACUUCAGCAUGGUGGUCCUCAACUUCUACAUCGCCAAAGAGCUCCUACUAGGUUCUCGAUCAGCCGGGUACAGCUACCUCUGUCAGCCUGUCAACUACUCCAACGACGUCAAUGAAGUCAGGAUAGCCUCGGCUCUCUGGUGGUACUACAUCUCCAAAGGAGUGGAGUUUCUGGACACAGUUUUCUUCAUCCUGAGGAAGAAGUUCAACCAGGUGAGCUUCCUGCACGUCUACCACCACUGCACCAUGUUCAUCCUGUGGUGGAUCGGCAUCAAGUGGGUCCCUGGAGGACAGUCUUUCUUCGGUGCAACCAUCAACUCAUCCAUCCACGUCCUCAUGUACGGUUAUUAUGGUCUGGCAGCGCUGGGACCUCAGAUGCAGAAGUACCUCUGGUGGAAGAAAUACCUCACCAUCAUCCAGAUGAUCCAGUUCCACGUCACCAUCGGCCACGCCGGCCACUCCCUCUACACCGGCUGCCCGUUCCCCUGCUGGAUGCAGUGGGCUCUGAUCGGCUACGCUGUCACCUUCAUCAUCCUCUUCGCCAACUUCUACUACCACGCCUACCGGGGGAAGCCGUCCUCGUCCUCGCACAAGGGCGCCAAGCCCGUCGCCAACGGCAACGCCACGGUCACCAACGGCCACAGCAAAGCCGAGGAGGAGGUGGAGGAGAAUGGCAAGAGGCAGCGGAGAGGCCGAGCGAAGAGGGAGUGAAGCUUCGGCGGCUAACGGGACAGUCGGGAGGAUGGGGAGGGGAAGGAAGAACCGCGCGACAUCCCUGCAGAAGGACGGAUGUAAACUGGGACCAACUGGACGAGGCAGCGGAGUCUGGUUCUGGGAGGAUGUUAGGGGUGCUGGUUGUCUCCAUUUACAGUUUUUUAAAUCAACAAAUCGCCGACAGGCUCCGAGCUUCGGACCAGAACCGGAACCAGAACCAGAAACCCUCCAGGAGCUGCAUCCUGCUCAGCGAACCAAAACUCACCUCCAACUUUUCUACUCUGGAUUCCAGUAAAGUUUUAACGCUUCCAUAGUCUCUAAUGAUGCUUAAUUUAUAUUCUAGUGCUCUGAAAGAGUUUUAAUGCAUUUUAACUAUUAUCGACAACUUUUUUCUCGUUUUUUUUGUUUACAAAGCUUUAGUUGAGUCAGCUAGCAAAUGGAAAAUGAAACUAUUCUCAAGUCUGCCAUCUAUCUGCUGUAUUAAACACCUUCUACUCUCCCACACGGACUUCACUCAUCUAACUGUGCUGCAUUUACAGAAUCUAUUUUCUCUGUGUUCAUUGUGAAUUUUAAAAAAAUGGUUUAAAACACUUUGAGGAUGAAAGGUUAGUUUUUUUUCUAGAAUUUGUGCGAUUAUUUUUGUUAAAAUACAUAUUUUUGUGGGUCCUCGUGGUUUUCUUUCUUUUUUUUUGCUGUGCGAUGUAGCUGAGAGGUUGGUGGAUGUUGAUGUCUCGCUGCCACGUAGGACUGAAGGGAGCUUUUCUUUUCCUCUUUUUUUUCUUUUUUAUUUAAAAGAUUAUUUUAAUGUCCAAACCUGACACAGCUUCCUGGCUGCACAUAGAACUGAAAUAAAGACAGUGUCAGCACCCCA
Amphiprion ocellaris (clown anemonefish) is the source of this 2099-nucleotide messenger RNA. Its product is annotated as elongation of very long chain fatty acids protein 4-like. The transcript has 7 exons. Bases 302 to 1225 code for a protein of 307 amino acids. Gene Ontology annotation, biological process: fatty acid elongation, polyunsaturated fatty acid; sphingolipid biosynthetic process; fatty acid elongation, saturated fatty acid. Gene Ontology annotation, cellular component: endoplasmic reticulum membrane; endoplasmic reticulum. NCBI's taxonomy places the organism in Eukaryota, Metazoa, Chordata, Actinopteri, Pomacentridae. Gene Ontology annotation, molecular function: fatty acid elongase activity. The record is from RefSeq and is a predicted model, not a curated record.